AUGCAUUACGCUACUCUCGCUGCUCUGCUCGCGGUCGGCCUGGUGUCGGCAUAUGAUCUGCCUGAUAAUUUGAAACAGAUUUAUGACAACUAUAAGUCUGGAAAAUGUGAGAACAACCUCGCUGGCGGCUUUACCGAUGGCAUCAAUGGUGAAAAUACCUUUGCCUAUUGCGGCGACAUCGAUGGCGCUAUCUUCCUGCACAGCUCCAGCAAUGGUGGCCAAUACGAUAACAUGGAUGUGGACUGCGAUGGCGCCAAUAACACUGAUGGUGACUGCGCCAACGACCAAACUGGCCAGAGCCAGACUGCGUUCAUGGAUUCCUUGAGCCAGUAUGGCAUCGAUGACUUGGACGCCAAUGUUCAUCCGUAUGUCGUGUUUGGUAACACCGACUUCGAUCCUCAGGAGUAUGGCAUGGAGCCCCUGAGUGUGAUGGCCGUUGUUUGUGGCGAUCAGCUGUUCUACGGUAUCUGGGGCGACACCAAUGGUGAGGACUCCACUGGCGAAGCGUCCAUCUCUCUGGUGCAGCUGUGCUACCCUAAUGAUGAUAUUACCGGUGACAAUGGCCAUGCCGAUGACGAUGUCCUCUACAUCGGAUUCACCGGUAAGGAUGCUGUUCCUGGCGACGAGGCUGACUGGACCACGGACGACACCGAUGCCUUCGAGGACAGUAUCAAGGAGCUCGGUGACAAGCUGGUCGCUCGUCUUCAGGACUGA
Messenger RNA from Aspergillus affinis, 714 nucleotides. RefSeq names its product glycoside hydrolase family 75 protein. The coding region runs from base 1 to 714 and encodes 237 amino acids. The record is from RefSeq and is a predicted model, not a curated record. Gene Ontology annotation, molecular function: chitosanase activity. NCBI's taxonomy places the organism in Eukaryota, Fungi, Ascomycota, Eurotiomycetes, Eurotiales, Aspergillaceae. The transcript is spliced from 3 exons.